AUGGCGGUCAAAUUCAAAUACGAAACGAUCGUCUGUGGAUCCCUUCGGCGAGUGUGUUUUGCUGUAGGUUCAAUAGAAGAGAAAGAGAGGGCACACAAUAUUUUGGCAGGCUUUGAGGCAGUGUCCGAUUUGUUUACACUUUAUGUAAAUAGUGGAGCUUUCCGGUUGGUCGUAAGGUGA
Acaulospora colombiana is the source of this 180-nucleotide messenger RNA. NCBI's taxonomy places the organism in Eukaryota, Fungi, Glomeromycota, Glomeromycetes, Diversisporales, Acaulosporaceae. The record is from the annotation of a GenBank genome assembly.